Molecule: messenger RNA, 698 nt
Organism: Dendroctonus ponderosae (mountain pine beetle)
Lineage: Eukaryota; Metazoa; Arthropoda; Insecta; Coleoptera; Curculionidae
Product: lysosomal acid glucosylceramidase
Biological process (GO): glucosylceramide catabolic process
Molecular function (GO): glucosylceramidase activity
Source: RefSeq, a predicted model, not a curated record
CUAAUUGUGGACUUAUCAGUCGCUUAUAAAGGUGGGAGUUUUGGUUGCUGGUUCAGUAGGCAGUGGCAUACCAAAAGAAAAACAAUGUUCAAACUUUGGUCUUUCGCGCUCCUGGUGGCUGUAGCUCUAGCUGAGAAUCCCUGCAGUUUUCGCGCUACUGACUCCGGGGGAGUUUGCGUCUGCAACUCCUCUUAUUGUGACUCCGUCCCUUCUUUGGCCAGUUUGGCGUCUGGCCAGUAUCAGCUUUACGAAACCAGCAAAACCAAUCUGGGAUUCACGUCUACAACUGGGAGUUUUGCGAACUCCACCAGUGAGGCGGAUGCCACUGUGACCAUCAGCAAUCUGACCGAAACUUACCAAACAAUUCUGGGCUUUGGCGGCGCCUUUACUGAUGCCACCGGCAUUAAUUUGAAUAUCCUGACUAAUGCCAGCCGGGAGUUUUUAAUCCAAAGUUACUUUGGAGAUGAUGGGAUUCAGUACAGUUUGGGUCGGGUGCCGAUUGGAGGAACCGACUUCUCAACAAGAGGCUACACUUAUUGUGAUGUGGAGGAUGACAGCCUGGAUUCGUUCGCCUUAACUGAUGAAGACUACGAGGACAAGAUUCCCUACAUUUUGCGAGCCAUCGAGCUGAGGGGCAGCGCCAUCAAACUGUUCGCCUCUGCUUGGUCGGCGCCCAUUUGGAUGAAGACCAAUGAGGC